Molecule: messenger RNA, 1512 nt
Organism: Dendroctonus ponderosae (mountain pine beetle)
Lineage: Eukaryota; Metazoa; Arthropoda; Insecta; Coleoptera; Curculionidae
Exons: 4
Coding region: 727-1206 (159 amino acids)
Source: RefSeq, a predicted model, not a curated record
AAAAAUUGGAUUGGGGUAUGGGCACUGGAUAGAGCGCACUUUGGAGUAUCAACCCCCAAGUUUCGAACUCAGCAAAAUCCCCAGGGUGGUUUCGGGCGAAUAAAUCGGCCUAGCGAACGUGAACUUAGACAAACCGCUGCCAAUUUUUCGCACACUUGAGGGCCAACUUUCGACCUUCCUUGAUUGCUUUCAACCUAUCGGCAAUACCCGAAAAGAUUUCAUCAGAAAGCGAUUAAUAUAAAGCUGGCUGACUCAUAAUCUCUCCAGUCAGAUCUUUAGGUGUUUGCUCGAGAUUGGAAGCCCCAUGUACUCACAGGGCGUCCCUUUGGGUCUUAAUGAAUGCCCUGCGAGCGAAAUUCUCGCCAAGCACUCAACCAAUAACAAUUCGAACCGGAUUAUGCAACUGGCCAACGACAAAAUGGCAAUUCAUUUGCAUACCCGAGCCCAUACAUCACCAAGGCACAUAAAACAGCUGAACCAUGGAGAAAUAUUCAGCUCGGACCAAAAAUAGCCGGCCGGAUCCUGAAUGGAGCCUACACACCCUCCAAGUCUGCACUCAAGGUCCGUGUUGCAAUUAGGCGACUGGUACGUGCACGUAUGCGAAAAAAUGCACUUAUCUCGCGAAAAAACCCAGUAGGCAGCUCCGUGCCGCGAAGGCCGGCUUUUUAGCUUAUAAGCGAGGGUGUCUUUGAUUCGGCACAAUUUAGCAGUUUCAACCACACCAAGAUGAAAGGCUUGAUUAUUUUCUUCGCUCUUGCGGCUCUGGCAGCAGCCAAACCUGGUGGCUAUGGAUGGGGUGUGGCCCCCAUUGCUCUUCCACUGUCCGUUUCCGGGCCUGUAACUUCAGGACUUCUCCUCUCAGGACCUCAGAGCACUGGAGCCAUCAUUGAUGGCCCCAAAGAUACCGGCGCCAUCCUCACAGGCCCCAGCAGCACUGGAGCAGUUCUCACCUCCGGAGUCAGUCAUGGAUCGGUCCUCACUUCGGGGCCUUUGCUCCUCCCUUCACUCCCAGUCGCCUAUUCGGCCCCAAUCAGCUAUGGCGCUGCUGUGCUUACGAAAGGAGGCGGCAGCAUUGGGGUUUCCGGUGCUGGGGCUGUGGUGAGCGGCCCCAAAACUGUUCCCGUUGUCGUUGAAGGGCCGUCGGGCAAAAUUGCAGCGGACGGUCUGUGGGGCCCCACCCUAGAAGGCCUGCCCUACGCCUACUAAACUCGACAAUAAACUGGCCCUUCCUUGGGCGAUCCUGACGGGAAUGAGCUGGCCAACGACCAAGGGCAUUGGCUAAUUCAGAUCGAGAUGCCUGCAGAUAACUUUUUCUCACUUUACCCUGCUGAAUUCGUCAUUUUUCUUGCUGCAAAGCACUCUUCGUUUAGCAACUCGGAUACAAACCCGAUUGGCCUGGCUGGUUCCCUGAUGAUGGCCGCAGGAGUGGCUCUUGGAAAAACCGCAACUGCCUCCACCUGUCUUUAAUGUGUAAUUAUUUAUUUUCAAUAGAGCAAACUAGUUAGCAUGAAA